ACUCCUGCAGGCUGCAGGAUGAGAUGCUCACCACAAACACAACUAUUCUUAGAUAUUUUGUUGGUGUUGUACAGACAGCCAUCUGUUUUUCCAUCAAGACGACAAUAUGUGGAGGGUCAAACCUCCAGUUACAUUUCCUAAGGAGGUGAAAUACCGGCCAAUUUUAGAGAAUUUGAUUCCCCCUGACCCCAUGGCCCGAUUUCACCUGAAGAGAGGUUUCCCUCAGGAGGAGUUUCCUGACUUGUGCAGGAACUUUACCUGGAUGGGUCGAAUCCUCACACUGGAUCUGUACCGCCGACAGUUUAACCGCUGCACCCAGAGUGGAGUAAUCUUUGAUGACGUCAUUCGUCCCGGCCUGGAGGAACCAGGAGAUUAUUUAGGUCCUGUAGCUGUCGGGUGUGUUGCCGGCGAUGCCGAGUCCUACAUCCUGUUCUGUGAUUUCUUUGACCGAGUUAUUGAAGCAUAUCAUGAACAGAAGAUCACCAGCCAGACACCAGAGAGUGACUUGAACUAUGACAACUUGAAGGACGAUCAUAUAUUCCAGAAUAUAAACACAAUAAGCAUCUCCACAAUAGACCGGGUUUUGAAGAAGCAUCAGAUGACAAUGAAAGAAACCUACAGGGUACCAUUUGAGAGGAACUCUGACAGACUGAAGGAGCUGCGCUACCAGUAUGUAAAUAGAAUAAUGGCAUUGGAAGGACAUGAGACCCCUCACAUCCUGGUGUUCGUGGAUGAAGCUGGCUUCAACCUGGCCAAGGGCCGAAGACGUGGCCUUAAUAUUAUUGGCCACCGGGCCACAGUGGAUGUCCCAGCUUUGCAGCAACUGGAACAGGAGCUGGCAGGUCGACUUCUCUUACUAACGGACUUAAGCCAAGAGCAACAGAGUGAGCUGAGUCUUAAAGCUCCAACUUCCUUCCAGCUCCGCAUAGGUGUGGCCCGGGACUGGCCUGAUGCCAGGGCAGUUUGGGUGAGUGAAAACAGGAGCCUGUUGGUCUGGGUCAACAUAGAUGAGCACCUCAGGCUGGUAUCAAUGCGAGAAGAUGCCAAUGUGGCUGAAGCUUUUCAAUGCAUCUGCAUCAGCUUGCAAAAGCUGGAAAAAUACUACAGAGGUCUCAGACAUCCCUUUAUCUGGAAGCAGCAGUUGGGAUGGGUGACGAGCUCCCCGGCUAAUGUGGGUACAGGUCUGAGGAUCAGCGUCCUCAUCAAACUGCAACACCUUCCCACACAUAAACACCUUAAGGAUGUUCUGAAAAGACUGAGGAUCAACAUGGACAAAACAGAUUCCCCGGAACUAUAUAAUAUAAGCAACAUGGCAACCUUUGGCUUUACCGAGGUCGCACUGACCCAGCUGGUGGUGGACGGGGUUAAGCUACUUACCAUCAUGGAGAAAAGGCUGGAAGGCAACCUAAGUAUAGAUGAGCUUGUUCCUGCACAGAAGUAGACACAUUAGGAAGACAAAUGGCUGAAGGAAUACUAGCAAAAAGAUGAUUGCUAAGAAGACUAUGGAAAAAUAUACCUUGCCUACUUUGAUCAAGAUAAAGAUUAGGUUGACAAAAGUUUUACUUUACAAUGCGACUUCACGAUGGAUUAAAAAAACAGAUGACAUGAAUUAACUAAUGGAUUGCAAAACACUGCAAUUACAAAGAGUAAUGCAUUUCUUUUACAGAGAAUACGUGUCUGAUGGAAAACAGCAAGAAACAAAUCCUUCAUAAGGCACUCACUGAAAUCAUUUUAAUCCUUAUUGACUGUUAUUGGUGCACAGUAGUAGGAGUCCAUAGGGACUAAGUAAAGCGCUAUACAAAUGCAGGCCUCUCU
Pundamilia nyererei is the source of this 1815-nucleotide messenger RNA. RefSeq names its product creatine kinase M-type. The record is from RefSeq and is a predicted model, not a curated record. The transcript is spliced from 10 exons. Gene Ontology annotation, molecular function: creatine kinase activity. Gene Ontology annotation, biological process: phosphocreatine biosynthetic process. The coding region runs from base 107 to 1441 and encodes 444 amino acids. Lineage: Eukaryota; Metazoa; Chordata; Actinopteri; Cichliformes; Cichlidae.